Molecule: messenger RNA, 1575 nt
Organism: Daphnia pulex (common water flea)
Lineage: Eukaryota; Metazoa; Arthropoda; Branchiopoda; Diplostraca; Daphniidae
Product: brachyurin-like
Exons: 7
Coding region: 79-1131 (350 amino acids)
Biological process (GO): proteolysis
Molecular function (GO): serine-type endopeptidase activity
Source: RefSeq, a predicted model, not a curated record
AUUCCUUUUCUGAAUUCAGAAGCGUCGAGUCUAUUAUACACUCCUGCAAUAAUAAGUCAAGUGCUUUAGAACUUCAACAUGAAACACUUUCUUAUUCGUGUGAGUUUAGUUGCCGUUUCGAUUGGAUUGUGUGUGUCAUCGUCAACAGCAGGCCGACAAAAUGUGCAGGUAAAUGCUGUGCAAGAGCGAGUAUAUAGCAACUGGACACUCCUGCAAUCAAAUCGCCCUCCGACGCCAACCGUCGAUUCACCUCUUCUCAGAGAAACAUCAUGCGGGAAAAAGACCACUUCGCUGAUGACCCACUUGACUGGAAGGAUUGCCGGAGGAAGUGUGGCCACACCCAACGAAUAUCCAUGGAUGGUGUAUCUACAGAUUUAUACUUCGAAAUUCUCUGCCUACUAUUACGUUUGCGGCGGAACUUUAAUUAGCAAUCAAUGGAUUUUGACUUCCGCCAAUUGCUUGGAGGGAGCGCAAUCUAUAAAUGUUUAUCUCGGAGCUCACGACAUCAAUUCUCAAAAUGAAUGGCAAAGAAUUAUGUACACGACCACCGUUUACAUCCAGCACCCGAAUUGGAAUUCGCAGACUAACACUGCUGAUGAUAUCGCUCUAAUCAAACUACCAGUGGCCAUCAAUUAUAACGCUUAUAUAAAAUCAAUUUGCUUACCUUCCUUUGACGAUCCCAGCCACGAAGGUGAUACAGUUUUCCUUACCGGAUGGGGAAGAACAUCUGGCUACGACAUCAAUGGGCCUUUAAGUCCGACUUUAAGGGAGACAACUUCCACCGUAAUCAGCAACGCGGAAUGCUCCGCAGUUUAUGGAGGUAGUAUAAUUACUGCUAAUACCAUAUGCAGCAGUGGCACUGGCGGUAAAGGGAUCUGUCCGAGUGACAACGGAGGGCCUAUGAGUUACAUGACAACGGACGGAAAUUUCGUACAGAUUGGAGUUGCCUCAUUCUAUUCUUCAACGGGUUGCGAAAAUGGCCAUCCUUCUGGGUUCACUCGUAUUCAGAACUACCUUGAUUGGAUAUCUACAGAAACGGGCGUCAUCACUCCGAAUUCAGCAUCAGCCAUGGGGAAUUCAAUUUGUUACAAAUUAGUAAUUGUACUUGUUUUAGCCAUUCAUUAUUUUUAAAGUGUGCAAUUUUUAAAAAAAAUACUUUAUAGUAGUAGCCACACGGUAUAUUGUUACACAAUAAUUCCUUAUCAUCCUAUACAUCCUCCAUCAACUACUGCUCCCAAUAUUGACUUUAAACGUCCACUGACCUGAAUUGUCCACUAAUGAUGACGUCACAAGUUUGUUGGGAACUCCUCCCACAUCAGAUGAACCUGACGUCAUAACAGGUAUACGGUAACUUUUGCCCGCUUGUGCCGCUGGCUCGUUUAGGACCUGGACCCCAUAAGACAGCUUGAGUUAAGAUUAUACAAAUGCGCCUAUAACUUUGAAUAAGAGGAAAAAUGUACCAUAGAUAAAUGCACCGCGUAUGAAAUUUAUGUAUUAAGCAUUAAGCGUGCAUGAUUUUAAAAACGGAUGAAAAUAAAAGGCAGCUGUCAGAUGAGAGCUGAAUUUACGCUGAAA